UUCAGGGCAAAAUAUUGGCACUCUCUUCAUUCAAUUAUACUUGGGAUCUCACAGCUCAACCUAUUAAUGAAAUUCCCCUCACAGUUAAAAUUAAAAAAAAAAAAUACUGAAUAUGAAUGUGGAAGAAAGGCAAUUUGAUGUUUGUAAUUAUCGAGGCAAACUCCACAACCUGCUGAAUGUAUGCAAAAUGGACCCUGGAUGGUGUAUAUAAAAGUGGUAUGUUCGGAGAAUAGCAGCAAGUAUUGAGGUGUCUUUCUGGUAAAGAAAGUCAUCAUCCAGGAUGCUGACCAUGAGCACCAGGGGGGCUUCACUGAAAGGUUUGUUGCUGGUGGCCCUUCUGGUGUCCCACAUGCUUCUGACAAAGGAAGGAGUGACCUCUUUGCCAAUCUGCCCCAAAGGAUCUGUCAGUUGCCAGCUUUCCCUUGAGGAGCUUUUUGACCGAGCAGUUAAGCUUUCACACUACAUCCACUUCCUGUCUUCGGAAAUGUUCAAUGAAUUUGACGAACGUUACGCCCAGGGCCGGGGUUUCAUUGCAAAAGCUGUCAACAGCUGCCACACAGCAUCUUUAACCACUCCUGAAGAUAAGGAGCAGGCUCAGCAGAUUCAUCAUGAAGACCUACUGAAUUUAAUACUGGGAGUUCUGCGUUCCUGGAAUGAUCCCCUGAUCCACCUGGCCUCUGAAGUACAAAGAAUCAAAGAAGCUCCAGAAACCAUUCUCUCAAAGGCUGUGGAGAUAGAAGAACAAAACAAGCGACUUCUAGAAGGAAUGGAGAAAAUAGUUGGGCGGGUUCACUCUGGGGAAGUCGAAAAUGACAUUUACACUCCGUGGGAUGGACUUCCAUCCCUGCAGCUUGCUGAUGAGGACUCCAGACUCUUUGCCUUUUACAACCUGCUGCACUGCCUCCGCCGAGAUUCCCACAAAAUCGACAACUAUCUCAAGGUUUUGAAGUGCCGCCUAAUCCAUGACAACAAUUGUUGAGUAGUCAUGGGCCUGAUCACGUAUUGAAGUCAUUCAUCGUGUGUUCUUGAUGCUUUGCCACUUUAUGAAAAUCACACACUGUGCAGAAUCUCUAUCAUCAGUAACUUUUAGGCAUGUUUGUAUGAAUUCUGGCUGCAACAAUUAGCACCACGUAUGUUGGUGCUUUAAAAUAUUACCAACUGCUUGUAUGACAAGAAUACACUUUUCUGUCUAAUCUCCUUCCCUAGUAGUAUUUCAGUGAUGAACAUGUGAUGCAGAUACAAAUAAAAAUGUUCUUAAAUCCAAAA
Messenger RNA from Onychostruthus taczanowskii (white-rumped snowfinch), 1266 nucleotides. RefSeq names its product prolactin (gene PRL). The coding region runs from base 281 to 979 and encodes 232 amino acids. The record is from RefSeq and is a predicted model, not a curated record. Gene Ontology annotation, biological process: response to nutrient levels; positive regulation of receptor signaling pathway via JAK-STAT; positive regulation of cell population proliferation. Gene Ontology annotation, molecular function: hormone activity. Gene Ontology annotation, cellular component: extracellular region. NCBI's taxonomy places the organism in Eukaryota, Metazoa, Chordata, Aves, Passeriformes, Passeridae. The transcript is spliced from 5 exons.